GUCCAUGAAGAUGAAGCACCACCACCUUACCUGCACAAGCUUGACUUUAAAAAGGGACAUCGUUGUGCUAUAUAUAAAUCAUAUUGCCCCCAGUGGCUUAUUGCAAUGGAGAUUUGGGUUUAUGGGAACAAUUUUGAGUCAUUUCUUGCUGCUGUGGUGGUUUUGGAGAACAGGACAGCUCGUUGAACAUCAUUUCAUCGAUGACUGUGGAUCAUUGUGUCAAACUCUGAUGGCAAAAUAUGAACUUUGGGUGAGUUCGAGAGGAUACAUGCAAGAUUGGCUGUCCCACUGUCUGUGCGGCUGCUGAAAUUACAGAGUAAAUCUCAGCCCUCAUCAGCUAAUACCAAAUGUCAUGUGUGGAUACAGUAACUCCAUUUGUUGAAAUCUAGUUUAUGUGUCGCGUCUACUGCUGCCUUCUUAGAAGAUGAGUCAGUUUCGAGUCUUUAUGGCAGUGUUGUGGUGUUGCCUCACAUGCUGCACGGUGCACCUAAUAAUGCCACGACAACAGGACGCAAACCUCUCUACAGAGGUAGCGGUUCGUGAUUGAAGAUAGCGUCUUCUCAGAAAGGUUUGGUGAUUGGUCAAUCAGCAGUCAUGAAAGAUGAUGAUGAAGACCUUGAAAGUGGAAAACCAGUUGCAUUCCCUUCAGAGAAUAAUCUCAAAGUUAUUUUCUAGUCCCAGUGUGUGAUGACUAAAGUUUCCUGCUGCCUUCCAUUCUUGGUGACUCGCAUGGCAUAUUCCUGACUGUCUAGGCUUCUUGAUGCUUGUUCUGAUGGAUGAAUUAUUACUCACCUUGCUGAUUCAGGGAUGCUUGUUGCUCAAUCUUCUUGCUAUGUCUUCGACUUACUCGCUAUAGAUUUUGUCUUUCUAAUUUGAUCAGCUGCAUUUGUUUUUAUUUUUGUUUAAAACUGCAUGUUUAUAGUUCUCUUCAACAGAGAUGCAUUAAUAUACUCCUUGCA
Molecule: messenger RNA, 959 nt
Organism: Rosa rugosa (rugosa rose)
Lineage: Eukaryota; Viridiplantae; Streptophyta; Magnoliopsida; Rosales; Rosaceae
Exons: 4
Coding region: 5-307 (100 amino acids)
Source: RefSeq, a predicted model, not a curated record